Messenger RNA from Seriola aureovittata, 4477 nucleotides. It is a transcript of the gene phex, whose product is annotated as phosphate regulating endopeptidase homolog, X-linked. NCBI's taxonomy places the organism in Eukaryota, Metazoa, Chordata, Actinopteri, Carangiformes, Carangidae. Bases 315 to 2552 code for a protein of 745 amino acids. Gene Ontology annotation, cellular component: plasma membrane. The transcript has 22 exons. The record is from RefSeq and is a predicted model, not a curated record. Gene Ontology annotation, molecular function: metalloendopeptidase activity. Gene Ontology annotation, biological process: protein processing.
UGAAGAGCUGGGGUGAAGUUAGAGUAGCUGCAGAUAGACAGAUAGCAGCAGAGAAAGAGAGACAGACUGAGAAAGUGAAUAAAGUGUGAAUUUCUACAAUAUGUUCCUGUAACCUUUUGGAUUUCUUUUUUUUUGGUCAGAUUUCUUUCCUAUUUUCUUUUUUUUUUUUUUGCUUUCUGUUGUGUUUUUGUCACUGCUUCCCCACCUGAGAGUUAGAUUUUUAGAGAGUGAGUGUGUGUGUGUGUGUGUGUGUGUGUGUGUGUGUGUGUGUGUGUGUGUGUGUGUGUGUGUGUUGUGUGUAAUAUAGUAAAGUCAUGGAGCUGGAGCGUUUAGGCGGUGGUGGGGUUAAACCCGAGAGGGGCAACACUCGUCUCUACAGGAUAGCACUGGCCAUGUGUGUGUGUCUCUGUGCUGUUCUGCUGCUUGCACUCAUACUGGUCUCUCAAAAGUCCAGUCAGGAGGAGUUCUGUCUGAGUCCAGAGUGCAUCGAAGCAGCUGGGUCUAUUUUAAGUAAAAUGGAUCGGUCUGUUGACCCCUGCGAGGACUUCUAUAGUUUUUCCUGUGGUGGUUGGCUGAAGGAGAAUCCGAUCCCUGAAGAUUCCUCCUCAUAUGGCAUCUACCCCUGGCUGCGACAGCAUGUCGACAUCCAACUCAAAGAGUUACUGGAAGCUCCAUCAGCCCCUGAUGAACUGGAGGCAGUGACUAAGGCUAAGAUCCUCUACCGCUCCUGUAUAAACGAGGCUGUGCUGGAGAAGGUGGACAGCAAACCGAUGCUGAAAACACUGAGGCAGGCAGAGUUUCGGUGGCCUGUUGUCGGGGAGGGGCUCGGCGGGGAGUAUCAGUGGUCGGCGGCUCAGUGGAACCUCCUGAAGACUGUGGCUGAGAUGAGGAACCAGCACAGUAAGAGCGUUCUGAUUCGCCUGUACGUCUCCCCUGACGACAAGAACUCCUCACUCCACAUCAUCAAGCUCGACCAGGCAUCCUUGUCUCUGCCCUCCAGGGAGGACUACAUCACCAACACUUCCUCUGCACAGGCGUACCGUGCGGCCUUGCUCAGCUUGAUGGUGGACACAGCCGUCAUGCUGGGCGCUCCAGAGAAAGCAGCGCUGACCCAGAUGGAAAAGGCUCUUGCCUUCGAGACCAAACUGGCUCAUAUCCUGAUUCCCUAUGAAAACCGCACCAGUGAGAACAUGUACAACAGAUACACACUUUCUCGCCUGCAGCGCUCCAUACCACAGUUUGACUGGCUGGGUUUUGUGAAAGCUGUGGUGGAGUCUAAAAGCGACCCGUCUCGGUCCAUCCCCUCCUCCGAGCCCGUCAUCGUCCGAGCCCCGCAGUACUUCAAGGAACUUUUCAAGCUCAUUAACAGCACAGACCCCAGGACUGUAGCAAACUACGUACAGUGGAGGACGGUGUUCUCCAGGAUCACCACUCUGAGUCGUCGUUUCCUCUACAGAUACCUCGACUACGCUCGGGUCACCACGGGAACCACGUCUCUGACCCCGCGCUGGGACAAGUGUGUGAACUACGUCGAGAACUCGCUUGUUUAUGCCGCCGGGCGCCUUUUUGUCAACACACACUUCCAGGAGGACAAGAAACACAUGAUGGAGGAGCUGAUCAAAGGCAUUCGCUGGGCGUUCAUCGACAUUCUGCAGAAAGAGAAUGAGUGGAUGGAUCAACCAACGAAGAACAGAGCCAUAGAUAAGGCUCAUGCAGUCCUGGCAAAGGUUGGCUACCCCGAGUUUAUUCUGAAUGACACCUACCUCAACGAGGAUCUGAAGGAGCUAAAGUUCGAUGAGACGGAUUACUACGGUAACGUGAUGCAGACGCUGAAGAUGAUCGCUCAGAUUGAUAUCGCUUGGCUUCGAAAGAGCGUGCCACGUACGGAGUGGUUUACAAACCCAACAACUGUGAACGCCUUCUACAGUUCUUCCACGAAUCAAAUCAGAUUUCCUGCUGGAGAGCUUCAAAAACCUUUCUUCUGGGGAAGAGAGUACCCAAGAGCUUUAAGUUAUGGUGCCAUCGGGGUGAUAGUGGGACAUGAGUUAACACACGGCUUUGACAAUAACGGUCGCAAGUAUGACAAAAACGGAAACCUUGACCAGUGGUGGAGCAACUCGUCCGUCACAGCCUUCAAUGAGAAGACCCAGUGUAUGAUAGAGCAGUAUAAUGGCUACCACUGGGAGGAGGCAGGCCUGAAUGUGCGGGGUAAGAGGACUUUAGCAGAAAACAUAGCAGACAAUGGAGGAAUAAGAGAAGCGUUCAGGGCAUACAGACGGUGGGUUGACGAGAGCAGAGGUGGUGUGGAGGAGCCUCUGCUUCCUGGAGUCGGACUGAAUAACAACCAACUGUUCUUCCUGAGCUACGCACAUGUGAGAUGUAACUCAUACAGACCAGAAGCAGCCAGGGACCAGAUCCAGAGUGGAGCCCACAGUCCACCAAAAUACAGAGUUGUCGGAGCAAUGAGUAACUAUGAAGAGUUUCGGAAAGUGUUCAGCUGUCCUGAGUCGUCGGUUAUGAACCGGGGGGCAAAGUCCUGUCGGGUGUGGUGACCUUUGACCUCAGCUUCACCGUGAACAUGGCCAGAGCUGUCAGCAGGACACCUGUUGAAAAGGCAGAUCGUGCUGGAGCCAACAUAGUUUACAUGAUGUGGGAGCAAUGAAAAGAUGAAGAAGAGUUGUUAACUCAUAGACAUGUUAGCGACUGAAGACCACUUUUAAUUGGAUAUUGUACAGUAUAUUAUUACUACUACAACAAAGUUGCAAUGUUGUUUUUUACAGAUACAUUUACUGCAUAUGUUGCUGUUACUGCAUAAAUUAUGACUGAAGCCAUAGUUUAUGAAUUAUAUAUUAGAAAAAGGCUGUUUUUGUACAGACGUGCAACAAUAACAGACAUACAGUAUAUAUACUGUAAGUGUGACUAGUUAAAGAUGGAGCCUUUCUUAUGGGAAUAAAUAAUUUAUACAUUAAAGGUACCAGUGACUGGAACGUCGUAUUUUUGAACAGGAACAUUUUUUCCGAUGUUGCAGUAACUCUGGGAAGCAGAAAUAUAUCAGGUCAACAUCUGCAUAUAUUCAUUAGCAGCCUUGUCAAUGAUUUCCCAGCAUCCCAAGCAAAAGAUUUUAAUUCAUGUUUGAAGAUAAAUAUGAGCAAAAAAAAGCAACAAACAAUACAAAAAAAUCAAUCCAUAUAUUUUUUGAAAACUUUUUAGUUUUCCUUGUUUUUCUUGAAAUAAUUGUGAAAACCUGUGUUUUAAUUAUGUACUCACAAAGCAAUUCAAUGACAUCAACCUGCUGGUAUGUCUUUAAAAACUUGUGGGUGGGGUAUGUUUUGUAUUUCGUGUGCGUGUUUGUUUGUGUGGUCUCAGUCCCGUCUUGGUUUCUGUUCCACUUUGUUUCAAUCUUAUUCUUGUGUCAGACAUUUAUAUUCAUUCUGCUGCAGUUCAGCCCGAGGCAAAUGAACUCACAGAAUUACAAGCACUCAAACUACAAGAUGCACUCUCUCCAUUUGUCUUUCUGUCUCUGGUAUUUAACGGUACUGCAGAGGUGCACUCACACAUCAGCUUCUUGUAGUAUUUGUUGUUGAUCUGGAAUAUUGGGGGUAUUUUACAAACCAGAUUUAACAAGUUAGUGAGAAAAUGACAGCGAUUUAUCAUCUGAAAUAUAGUUUAUUUUCCACGUUUAAUUGACUAACUUUUCUAAUUCUGCUUUUUGAAGUCUUGAUUUUCAUUUUGUCUUCUGUCUGUCCUACAGAAAAUGGUUGUAUGAACUCUUCGUAAAUUUAAACUUAGCAUAGUUAUUGUGAUUACUAAGUGAAGAUAUAGACAUCUCUUAAUUAAAAUGAGUUGCACCAAACAAACUAGUUCUUAUGUCACAAACUAUUUACACCCAGAAACUGCCAGGUGUAACUGUUACACAGCUCACGCAACUAAUAUGGUCGACGUGACUGACCGGAAACCAGAUAAAAUGCUUUUUGGUAAUGAUGUUACCUGGGGAAGAUUUAAGAUGACAUUUCACAAAAAUAACACCAUAUACCUCAAAUGACAAAACAUAACGCCGGUAACGUUAGCUCAUAUGGCUAAAUAACGUCCCUUCGCUUACGCAGCCGUUAUUAACUUCUCACUGUAAACUUAACUAGUACCAUUAGUUCUGAAACACAAAUAAUUAAUUAAUUAUCGAUUCAUCUGGUGAUUAUUUCUACAAAUAAUCUUUUAGUCUAAAAUCUUAAAGAUCUAAAAAUCAAAUGAAUCUAUAAAUGUGAGAAAAUAGUGAAAAAAAAAAGAUUUUAGAUUCUUUAUUUACAUUUUAUUAUCUGGAAGUGUUUUUCUUGAUAUACCUUUUUUUUUAUCGUAAUGGGAUGAAUUUGAACUGCCGUUGUUCUGGUACCUAUUUGUAUGUUGUGAUCGUGGGGUCACUGUGUUUCUGUGUUUCUGGUUGUGCUUCCUUCUGUGGCGUUCUAAUAAAACUCUUGAGACACUA